AUGCAUUUACACCACACUUACCGCCACUAUCCGCUCACCACACUUACCACUUCGCCUUCGCCAACAAUCUUGUGCCCGUUCUUCCAAGGCACAAUGUCUCACAACGAGGAAUCAUCACCGACGGAAUCCCGUGUUGUUUUGAGGACCCAGGGUAUGAACGAAGUCUUACCGCGUCAUGAUCUCGACAUGUUCACGUCUGCUGGAACGUACCCGCACGGGAGUUGGGAGCUCUCUGAGGUCGGUCAGCCUCACCAAUUCCAAGCCGCUUACUGCGUGCGAGAUGCUCAGGGGCAAAAAGUACGCGCGCCAAUACCACUGGUCAGCCUCUCCGCAGUUACAAAUCAAGAAGAAAUUUAUCAGCACUGCACAGUCUAUCACUAUGAUCCGACAUGCCAGAGCCGACGUAACACAGAUCACCACCAGACAGCUUCCGCCUUUGGCCAGCAGCAACACCAUCUCAACAAUGCUCUGCUACAGGAGCAAAGCAGUUACCAACCGACAGCAUUGGAUGUCCAGGUGAUGGAUCAACAGCACAUUCCUUUCGACGUCCCGGCCGAUGAUUUUUCUCGGGGUAGUGCUGCCCUCCUUUCUAGUCCGCCAGCAUAUUCAUCAAUAGCGGCACAGCGCGCGAGUCCCGUGGAAAAAGACAGGGGAAUGACGCGAAUAUCGACACAUGGCUCAAAUAUUAUCUGCUUUCCAUCGGAUAACGCCACUAGUGAAUAUUCACGUCGGGAGGAUUCGCUGGUUGUCAAUACUUCCCACAGUAACUCAUACCAUGAGGCACUUCAGCAUUCCGCGGCAGACAAUCUCAGUGGGCUUGGGCUAUUCACUCCUCAAGAAUCACUCGAAACGGGCGUCCACGGAGAGAAUUUCACGAUGAAUGACUCUUUCACAACCAUGACGCUUUCGCCCCAGACAUUGUCAAUGGAUGAACAGGCAUUCGACGAGCUUUUUCGCCAGAGGCACGAUGCCAGCUAUGACUUUGACGAAACCAAUGUAAGAGGCAAUCCAAACGAGGUGGGAGAUGGUUCAGCCACGGCCAAGAAGGAACGAUGA
Molecule: messenger RNA, 1056 nt
Organism: Colletotrichum abscissum
Lineage: Eukaryota; Fungi; Ascomycota; Sordariomycetes; Glomerellales; Glomerellaceae
Exons: 2
Coding region: 1-1056 (351 amino acids)
Source: RefSeq, a predicted model, not a curated record